GGUGACAGAGUAAAUGACGAAAUAUAAAAAUGUUCUGAUAGCUACUGGAAUUAUUGUUCUUGGAUACCUUCUACGACAUGCUUUGAAGCAAAAGUUUCACAUCCCACUAAAAUCUACUCCUAAUAACAUUGCUCUCAACAUAACACUUAUAAGCACCAACGAUUUACACAGCUCAUUCAGUGGAUUGGGUUUAAGGUCCUACCCUGAGCAGAUAAGUGGAGGAUAUAGCAGACUUGUUACACUGAUAGACUCAGUAAGAUCAAAAAAGAUCGAAGAGGAUGACAUUGUUUUGACAUUGGAUGCUGGAGAUUGGUAUUCUGGAAGCUUGUUUGAUCAUAUAGGAGCUGACACAAGAACUUCUUCAGUGCCUCAAAUGCAAUUUUUUGAUGCUGCUCAGUUUGAUGCAAUAAUAUUUGGAAAUCAUGACUUUGACCGAUAUGAAAUUGCAUUAUUUGCCAUGUUGGACAAAGCUCUGAAAUUGCACCUGAAUAUUAAUGUAAUUGUAUCCAAUCUUCUGACUUUAUCAAUGGAAAGUAAAUUUCAGCAGUUCUACGAUCCUACUUCAACUGUUAGAUUCCUGCCUUAUCUGAUCAAAGAAACCAGUCGUGGAAAGGUGGGCGUCCUUGGUUACAUAACACCAGAUGCCUUAUUUGUAAGUAAUGACUACCGUGACGAAUUGCAGUUUCUGGGAUACUCCCAUAAAGACGGUAUUCAAUAUGAUAAACUCUUAGAACUCGCUGCUGAGCAAUCUGAAAUGUUAAAGAAAGAACUGAAAUGUGAUGUUGUUGUGGCAGUUAUUCAUGGUGGUCACAAAGAUAAGGAGGAUAUCGGUUUUCUUAAUCUGCCCAAUAUAGAUGUAGUACUUGGAGGACACUCCCAUGAGUCAUAUUUGCAUGCUUCAGAUGAUUCAUCUCUUAGCAGUCAGUGUGGUUUUGGGGGAAUGUCACUCACUGCGUUAAGUUUUGGGGUGGACUCUGACAAAGAGCUCCACUUUAGAGGAGUAGAUGACGAAUACCAACAAUUUGUCGACAAAGAGUAUCCUCAGUGCAUCAAAGUCAGCAGUAAGUUCACGUCUGAUGUGGCUUUUGAGCAAAAAGUUAAUCUCUGGAAAGGAGAAAUCAACAAUUUGCUUGAUGUGGAAAUGGAUAAGGUUGUUUUCCAAGGAGAUUUAUCAUCGCUUCUACAACUGUCGAUGUCCCAUGCUGAGAUGGCAAUUUCAUUUGCUCACAUGCUGGUCAGUGAGUUUAACAAAUGGGGGGCAAUAAAGAAGCCAGACUCAGAUCCAGUCAUCGCUACUUUCUGGAACAGAGAGUUUUUUGAAAUAGACGAGCUGACCCAGUCCAUGUCAGAUGUGGCUAUAACUUAUGAUGAUGCAUACAACCUAAUAUUUUUCCCUGCCCUUAAAGAUCUGUACACUUGUUACAUGACAAAAGAGGAGCUGUAUUACAUCCUGCAAGGAACAUUUAUUGUAAGAAAACUUGUCAGCCCCCUAUUGUAUAUUGAUGCUGGAGGUAUCGUGUACACCGAAUCAAAUUACUUUGGCAUACCUUUUAUUACUGAUCUUAAAACAGUUGAUGGUUUGGAAUAUUCAGAUUGGCCUCCAAUGGUUAAGGUCCUUGCUAAUUCCAUUUCUGCCCCUUAUUUGUGGAAAAUUGAUACGUGGACCAGAGGGUUUAUACAAAAUUUUCCAAAAGAUAAGAUUGGAAAUCCGAUGCUGAUGGAUGAAGGAUUAGAGGUGAACUCGCCAAAAGAACUGGGCUUGUUUAUAAAUUAUCUUGGUAGCCUCAAUGAGACCUUAGCUUGAACAUUCGUGUGCUCUCAAACAUUCAACUGAUUUGUGAUUAAAUAGGCUCAUUUAGUUAAAAUAGUCUCUUGAGUUCUAGUGCUUUGAUGGCACAAAAAAUCAGUCAAGGUGCAAUACUACAAUAUCCUUAUCAUAUCCGAUCACUUUUAUUUAUUAAUUUUUUGAUUUAUUUUAUGUUAAAAUUUAUGCAUGAUUUUACCUGAAAUCCUUUACUGCUUGCUCUGUGUUAUUUAUCAUAUCAUACACUUUCAUACAAUAAACCCAUAAUUUUCUGACUAACAUGAUGAAAACAAAAGUUGCAUGGGCAGCUAAAUGUAGGAACCUUUUACAUUUGUUUACGAAUAAAACCAGUUAUUUGGGGACCUGGUCAAUCAAAAGCCAGUUCAUCAAAGAUCGGUAAAUUGUGGCUUUACUCUACGUUACCUGCUUGAAUACUUUCAUUUAUAAAGAGUAACGCCAUUUUUGAAAGUGAGGAGUGUUAGGACUCCUUCAACUACAUUAAAUCAAUUCCUUCUGUAACAUCCUGAAUAAAUAUAGUUACGAAAACAAAAUUUACUAAACAUUUUAAAACAUUACUGAACACCAAAGUUAUAUUACUAAUGCGAAGAUACAACAAGACCAAAUAAUAAUAAAUCAAAACAAAUAUCAACAUAAUAUAACAUUUAUUAUAUUAUGCUAUUUUGUAAUACGGUAAUAUCACACAUUUG
Messenger RNA from Bolinopsis microptera, 2511 nucleotides. RefSeq names its product 5'-nucleotidase-like. Bases 14 to 1804 code for a protein of 596 amino acids. The record is from RefSeq and is a predicted model, not a curated record. Gene Ontology annotation, molecular function: hydrolase activity. The transcript is spliced from 2 exons. Gene Ontology annotation, biological process: nucleotide catabolic process. NCBI's taxonomy places the organism in Eukaryota, Metazoa, Ctenophora, Tentaculata, Lobata, Bolinopsidae.